Messenger RNA from Colletotrichum chrysophilum, 675 nucleotides. RefSeq lists its product as uncharacterized. Gene Ontology annotation, molecular function: oxidoreductase activity, acting on NAD(P)H. Lineage: Eukaryota; Fungi; Ascomycota; Sordariomycetes; Glomerellales; Glomerellaceae. The coding region runs from base 1 to 675 and encodes 224 amino acids. The transcript has a single exon. The record is from RefSeq and is a predicted model, not a curated record.
AUGACCAUGGUGUUUGCCUUGUUCCACGAGACUGGCUUGAACUUGCGCAGUCCUUUUGGUGCCGACAAGGAUGAAUGCGACUACAGCGCGGAAUCAAUCCUGAUCAUCGGUGGCGGGUCUGCUACAGGCAACUUUGGCGUGCAGCUGGCCCGGUUAGCGAAGUUUGGAAACAUCAUUGUGGUGGCAUCGAAAGCAAGAGAGGCCCAGCUGAAGGGUCUUGGCGCCACGACUGUUAUUGAUCGCGCCCUGGACGAAUCUCAGAUUGAGAAGCAGAUCAGGGACGUGGUCGGAGAUGAUCUGGUUUUCGCUGUGGACUGCGUCGGGCGCGGCCCAGGUGGGCAGACAUUGGGCGUCCAGGCUCUUUCCAGCCACAAGAGAGGGGUUUUGGCCGCGUUGAUCAAGCUAGGCGACGUCGACGAGUCUCGGAUCGGGUCAAAGUCUGCUGGCUACGUUCGGAACCAAGUGUUGUGUCACACGACGAAAUACCCGCAUAUUACGAAGGAAUUUUGGGGUGUGCUGCCAAAUCUGAUCGAAAAUGGUACCCUGCGGCCGACGACCUUUCAGGUUGUGGACGGUCUGGACGUUGAGACGGUCGACACUUUCCUCGACAACUACAGCCGCGGUCUUGGACAAACCAAACCUCACUUCCACUUAGGGAAUACCUUCGAACAGUGA